Messenger RNA from Photinus pyralis (common eastern firefly), 1121 nucleotides. RefSeq lists its product as uncharacterized. Bases 324 to 1103 code for a protein of 259 amino acids. Lineage: Eukaryota; Metazoa; Arthropoda; Insecta; Coleoptera; Lampyridae. The record is from RefSeq and is a predicted model, not a curated record. The transcript has 3 exons.
AGACCCGUCUUACACGAGUCAUAAUUAUGGCCACAAUUGUGAUAAAAAUUUGAAGUAUAUUUGUGUUCUUAAAAUUAUGUUUACGAGAACUAUACCGCCCUUUACACGUUGUCAAACUAUGGAUAUAAUUAUGAUAAAAAAUAUAGGGAAAUUCUGUAUUCAGCUGUUGGAAAUCUAGGGAUUUUUUUGAAUGGCAGCAAUGUACAUACUACAUAACCAAAAAUAAUAUAUCACAUUCAGUUUUCACUAUUCUCUGUCACUAUUAACGGUUUUGUGCAAUAAGCAAUUUCUUGUGAUGGUAGCAAAUAACAAUCUUUUAAUAAAUGUCGUGGUCAAGAGAGCAGGUCACCAUGCUCAUUGAAGUGUACAAAAAUCACCCUUGCUUGUAUGUGGUUAAAUCCCCACAAUACAAAAACAAGCAUGCGAGAAAUGCUGCCUUAACAGACAUCUGUUCAAAGUUGGAGGCAGUGAAAGCAGGUGUAACGAUUGCAGAUGUAAAAAAUAAGUUUGCAGCUCUUCGACAAAAUUUCUUAGUGGAAUAUCGUAAACACGAAAACUCCAUGAAAAGUGGAAGCGGUACAGACCAGGUGUAUAUACCUACCAUUUGGUAUUAUGAUUUAAUGCUGUUUGUUUUGGAGCAUUCAAUUGCAAAGACAGCCAUUUAUGAUAGCAUCCCCAAGCCUCUUUCACCUUCUCUUUCAUCAGACAGUAAUAUUGAAUCGUUGGAAUUUACGGACAUUUCACAAUUAGAGGUUGUUUAUGAAGACGAACCAGACGAUUCACAAACUGAAGAGGAACCUGUCAAUGGAGGCGCCUCAAAUGUGCAUGUAAUUGAACAGACGCCACAAACCAGCCGACCACAAUCUCAACUAAAGAGAAAAAAGGGGAAUGAAAUCGACUAUUUAGCAGAUGCCAGCAGAGCGAUAAAUGAAAUUGCUAAUGCAGUUGCACGCAAGAAGCCUGAUGUUAGCACUAUCAAGGCGGAUAGGAUUGAUGUCUUUCUUAAGUACAUUGAACCAAAAUUACGCCGCAUCAAGAAUGACGAUUUGUUAGAUAAAAUAGAAAGCGAUAUUGUACAUAUAAUUUCCAAGAAUUUCAAAUAAAAUCUGAGUGAUCCUAUA